UCCAAGCCAGAAAUGGGUUCCAGUGAAAAAGUGUGGGUUCUGGCCUUGUGCUGCACGUUAACCAUGGCAUUGGCCGGUAGUAGUAGUCAAUAUGAGCUCGCCUUGGAGGAUCUGGGUCUGUCUUAUGACUAUAAGGAUGCGCUCGGCAAAGCAAUCUUGUUCUUCGAAGGACAACGUUCGGGGAAGUUGCCGGCGAGCCAGAGAGUCAAGUGGAGGGGAGACUCCGCACUCGACGACGGCAAACCCGAUAACGUUAAAUUGGUGGGAGGUUAUUAUGAUGCUGGUGAUAAUGUGAAGUUCCUAUGGCCUAUGGCGUUUUCCGUGACUCUCUUAAGUUGGGCAGCUGUCGAGUACCGGAACGAAAUCUCAUCGGCCGAUGAGCUUAACAACCUCUGCACCGCAAUCCGUUGGGGCACGGAUUUUAUAUUGAAAGCACAUACUUCAUCCACCACACUUUAUACUCAGGUGGGGGAUGGACAAGCUGAUCACGAUUGUUGGGAGCGUCCCGAAGACAUGGACACCCCUCGAACACUCUAUAAAAUAACAGCCGAUUCACCAGGCUCGGAAGUGGCAGCCGAUGCAGCCGCCGCCCUUUCCGCUGCUUCAUUAGUCUUCCAAGGGGUUAAUUCCAGUUACUCUAAGAAGCUAUUAAGCAAAUCCAAAUCAUUAUUCAAAUUUGCAGACAAGUACAGGGGAAAAUACAAUGAAUCUUUCCCUUUCUACAUCUCUUACACUGGAUAUAAGGAUGAGUUGAUAUGGUCGGCAGCUUGGCUGUACAAGGCAAGUAGAGAUGAAAAGUACUUGAACUAUGUUGUGAGAAACCAAGGCUGGAGUGAAUCAGCAUUAGAGUUUAGCUGGGACGGUAAAUUUCCUGGAGCUCAGGCAUUACUAGCUCAGGAAUUCUAUGGUGGGAAGAAGGAUUUGUCUAAAUAUAAGACCGAUGUCGAAUCAUUUAUAUGUAAACUGAUGCCUGGGAGUAACACUUUGCAGUACAAUACGACUGCUGGUGGUCUGUUGUAUGUAAGAAGUAGCUCUAAUUUGCAGUAUGUUACAAGUUCGUGCAUGGUGCUGUCUGUUUACUCGAAAACGUUGAUGGCAUCUAACAUCGAUGGCAUUCAAUGCGGCCCGACCCAUUUCUCAGCUUCUCAAAUCAAAUCUUUCGUGAAAUCACAGGUGGAUUACAUAUUGGGGAACAACCCCAUGAAGAUGUCGUACAUGGUGGGGCAUGGAAGUAAACAUCCCACGCAGCUUCACCAUAGAGGCUCAUCCAUUCCUUCUAUCCACUGUCACCCCAGCAAGGUGGGGUGUAACGAUGGCAUGUCGAUGUAUUUCAAUUCUAACAGCCCGAAUCAAAAUCUUCAUGUCGGAGCAAUCGUCGGAGGCCCCGAUUCGAAUGACCAUUUCAACGAUCUGAGAUCGGAGCACUCGCAGUCCGAGCCCACAACUUAUAUGAAUGCAGCUUUUGUGGGUGCAGUGGCUGGUUUGCUUGAUGAAACCAGAGGAGCCUCUGCUACAGCUGCCGAGUAAUUGAAUCAUAAAUAUUAUCGACAAUGUGUAAUGCAACUUACCAGAGUAUAUAUCUGUUUCAUGCUACCAUGACU
Molecule: messenger RNA, 1601 nt
Organism: Hibiscus syriacus
Lineage: Eukaryota; Viridiplantae; Streptophyta; Magnoliopsida; Malvales; Malvaceae
Product: endoglucanase-like
Exons: 9
Coding region: 13-1527 (504 amino acids)
Biological process (GO): carbohydrate metabolic process
Molecular function (GO): hydrolase activity, hydrolyzing O-glycosyl compounds
Source: RefSeq, a predicted model, not a curated record